UGAGAGCUCUGAUUCUGGCGAGCAAGCCGAACUUCCUCAGACAACACAAUCUGGUCCCCGUUCUCCGGCUAGGUGGGUAGAACAGCUCAGGCACCCAAUGAGGGUGCUUGAGAAGGUUUUUCCUGCGGACUGCUUGGCGAAGAGGAGGGGAGAGCCUUGCAAAAACAUCUGUGAGAGGUUAUGUGGCCUCCUAGCUCAGGCUGCAUUGGAGACACUGGCUCUUUGCAAAGAGCAAGACCUGCACGAGAAUGACCUACAAUCCUUGGGCGAGCUUGAGACUACACGGGCAAAACUGAAAGAUACCCAGGCUCAACUUGACGAUGCUCGAGCCCAACUUAAUGAGACUGCGCUCUUCAGAACUCUCUGCAGCGACCUGAAGGCUAAGGUAACCAAGUGUAAUUUGACACGAGCAGUACUGGAGGAGAAGGAGGCCGUGCUCAAAUCUGUCAAGGAGCUAGAAUCGGAGAAGGCCAGAUCAGCCAAGCUUGGAUCAAUCGAUACUGACUUUGGGGCUGCCCGAGCUAAGCUGGAGGCACUGCACAAAGAGUUUGAGUCAGAGAAGACCAAGUCUACAGCUUUGGAGGGUCUUCGGGAGGAGCUAGCAGCUGAGAAGAAAAGGUUGGCCAAAGUGGAAGCCAAUCUUCAGGCUAAACAAGCUGAGUUGACGACGGAGCUUAACGAUGUCAAGACCGAACUUGAUGCUGAGUUGGCCCGUUCCUCCCAGCAUGGAAUCAAGCUAAGUACCAUGCAGAGGGGGUUGGAGAAUACUCAACUGAAGCUGAGGCACAGCCAGGGGAAGUUGGAGUCAGUUUCAGAUAAGUUGGAAAUUACCCGGAAAGACCUGGAAACUGAGAGAGCUUAACAUCCCAACUUGAGAGCCAACUUUGGAAGGCUCGGAUGAGCAGGACAACCGCCUGGGGCAUCGGUUUCACACAAGGGUUUGACACCCUCAGGGACUUGGUCGAAGGAGGUCCCCCAAAAAUGGACAUUUCAAAGCUUGAUGCGGAGGACUUUGUUCCAGGAGAUAGAACAUCAAAUGCAUUAAUUCAUUGGUUGGUUUCAUCUGGAAAUCUCUAAAUAUUACUCUCAAUCACUUGGUUAUGACAACGUCAAAGAUACUAAGUGUUAAUUGCUGCAACUUCUGCCAACGAGUUGAAAACCUCUGUAUGUUCUCUCUCUCCCUCUUCCUCUCAAACUCAUAUAUUUAUGCAGGUGUGUGUAUGUGUGCUAGCUACAUAUGCUAUAAGUAUGAGUGUUAAUUAUAUAUUAGAAAGACUCCAACAUCAAGCGGUACCAGCUUUAUUGAAAAGGUACAAGGCAUAUUAUACAUUACAUCCAGGAACCUACCAACCUCCUUAUGGGAGAUUUUGAUGAGGUUAUCUCUUCCUCUCUGAAAAGUGAAAACACACAAAACACAGGGAUAGACUACUGUCAUGGAUGAGAUGAUUACAGUGAUUUGAAGUGAUUCAGAACUGAAUCAGAAAGCUUAGAGAAAACCCACACUAUACAGGUUAGAGCUUCCUUGGACAAUAUUACAUUUAUAAACAAAUUUUAAUAAAUAAAAUUGAUGAGGUGAUGUAUUCUUGGUGCUUUAUUUCUCAUUGUUUUUUAACUGAGUGAAAACUGGCACUUGGGUGAACUCGAGCAAAUAUUGUGUGGAAGAUACAAUCUGUAAACAAAACUCCGAGAACUACCUUGCUGCACUGGUAUUCAUUUUGGUUCAAUUAUUUGUUACAUAUAAGCUUCCCACAUGUCACUUUAUCUAAAAAUAAUCAAAAAUAUCAAUGCCUAUUUUUGGUUAAUUAGAUUAGUUUGAAAUAAAAGAACUGUGAUACAUUGUAUUGGCUGAGCCCUUUAGAGUUUAGAUUUGAACGAUUUUGGGGAUGCAUUUUUAGUUUAUGCUCCGAUUUCACUGGAUAUCUCUUAACCAUUAAUUCAACUAAUUCAAGGGCUUCCAAUUUUCCAGGUGGUUUAUUGUUGGAGCUCCUAACAGCACAAUCUGUUUUUCAUCUACAGAUCUAAGUGGGUCAUUUUCACUUUGGUAGAUGUCUCAUUUGGAGGGUUUCUUUUUUGUUUUGCAUUCUAUGUAGUGUCUAACUGUCUAUUGUUUCUUUUAUUCAUAUGAGUUUCUGAAUUUUAGAGAAAUGGGGGAUCUGUGCAAUGAUUGUAUUUAGAGAAAUGGCGAGUGAAAUACAUAAACUUGCUUGUGUUAUGAGCUUCUUAAUAUAAAAUUUGAAAUUUUUGGCUAUCUUCUUUUUUCAAAAAGUCCAUUUAAGAUUAUCUUUGUCCUUUUCCUAUUAAAUACAAAAUACUAGCGACUUUAUAGGUUUCGUUCCUCCCAGCUUUUCAUACCUAUAUGAGGGAGAUGAGGUGAACAUGACUCUGGGUCUCAGGUUAAGUUAGAGGGUAAAUACUCCGCGAGAAGAUUUCAGAGAAUCUUAUCUGGAUUUUGGCUACAAGGAGCAAAGCGCAGAUCAACAAGGUAUGCAAUUGAGCUCUGUAUGACUUCAGAAAGAUAUCAUGUAUUUUUGUUCUCAUUUUGACCUCGCAUCUUGCUGUUAAUUGAGUUAUUGCAUGGCACUUUGGCUUGGAAUGGUUUGGGUUUCUCAUGGGAAUUCAGGGGCUAUUGAGUAUUCAGGUAAAUCAAUAAAGGAUCCGAGAUUCUUGAGGCCCUCGCAUCUCUGGAAGACAAUAUUGCUCAAGAUGGCCGGUCCACUUCUGAAGGAGUUCUACAUGAAGAGGACCCUGCUGAACCUGGGACCGAUGAAGCCCAAAGUAGUUCUUCUUCGGCAUGAUUUUCUGUAGGAUUUUUGCUGUUUUUGUUUUCUUUUUGUAUCCAAACUGUGCCUAAUGUGUUGCGGCGUUUUUACAUGACUUUCCUUUGCGCAUAGACUUGGAAGCACUUAGGUUAGAUUGGCUCCGUGCCUGGCACUUACAAGAGCCCUUUUGUGUACAUUUAGGAAGAAUACCAAAGAGUUAGCAGAAUAGUACAGAGAAACUUCCUAUAGUUCCCUUGUAUGGCACAUAUUUUGGGUAAGAGUUCAUACCAAGGCACAUAUUUAUACUUU
Corylus avellana is the source of this 3068-nucleotide messenger RNA. The record is from RefSeq and is a predicted model, not a curated record. Lineage: Eukaryota; Viridiplantae; Streptophyta; Magnoliopsida; Fagales; Betulaceae.